Messenger RNA from Spirodela intermedia, 532 nucleotides. Lineage: Eukaryota; Viridiplantae; Streptophyta; Magnoliopsida; Alismatales; Araceae. The record is from the annotation of a GenBank genome assembly.
AUGGGUAACCCAAUUCCUGCGCGAGCGUUCGCCGGAGACGAAGGCGAAGGAGAACGAUUCCAGACGAUGAGCUCGAUUGCAGCAACCUGCAAAGAAGAGUACUUUAUACGGGUCGCCGGGGAACUGCGACCCGUUCCGACCAGGAACGAGCAAGACGAAGGUGGACCCAGUCCCAGACACGCUAUACUUUAAAUGACUUACAUACCCCCAAUUCCCAUCUAAAUUCCCGACAACUUUCGGCCUAAGUGGGGUUAUCUUUGUUUCUUCCAUAUGGGUAUUUGUGUCAUAUUCCAUGGUGGCAAGGAUUGAUGAGGUCGUUGCUCGUGCUGGGCUGCAUGUUUCCAAGAUGACGAAGGGAUGGCUGUAGUCUCCUCUCUAGGGGUUUUUUAAAUCUUCAUAAAUCGGAUAUAUCUGAGCUAUUUUUGCUCUAUUAUUAUUAUUAUUAGUUAUAAAUAUCUACGUCAUCGAAUUCUUGGUUGACCGGGCAGCCAACAAGGAAUCUGAGCCGGAUAACAGAAGAAGUAUGAGUUGA